This is a messenger RNA of Carlito syrichta (Philippine tarsier), 2177 nucleotides long. It is a transcript of the gene IDH1, whose product is annotated as isocitrate dehydrogenase (NADP(+)) 1, cytosolic. Gene Ontology annotation, cellular component: cytosol; mitochondrion; peroxisome. Gene Ontology annotation, biological process: isocitrate metabolic process. Gene Ontology annotation, molecular function: magnesium ion binding; NAD binding; isocitrate dehydrogenase (NADP+) activity. The record is from RefSeq and is a predicted model, not a curated record. Lineage: Eukaryota; Metazoa; Chordata; Mammalia; Primates; Tarsiidae. Bases 86 to 1330 code for a protein of 414 amino acids. The transcript has 9 exons.
GAUAAGCUGCCUCCUGCCGAGUCUGCCAGACGGAGUGGCGUUGGGGCGAUUAGAAAUCGAUUUACUGAGGUUUAUUGAAGUCAAAAUGUCUAAAAAAAUCAAUGGCGGUUCUGUGGUAGAGAUGCAAGGAGAUGAAAUGACACGAAUCAUUUGGGACUUGAUUAAGGAAAAACUCAUUUUUCCCUAUGUGGAACUGGAUCUCCACAGCUAUGACUUAGGCAUAGAGAAUCGUGAUGCCACCAGUGACCAAGUCACCAAGGAGGCGGCAGAAGCUAUAAAGAAGUACAACGUUGGUGUCAAGUGUGCGACUAUCACCCCCGAUGAGAAGAGGGUUGAGGAGUUCAAGCUGAAACACAUGUGGAAAUCGCCGAACGGCACCAUCCGAAACAUUCUGGGUGGCACUGUCUUCAGGGAAGCCAUUAUCUGUAAAAACAUCCCCCGGCUUGUGAGUGGGUGGGUAAAGCCCAUCAUCAUAGGUCGCCAUGCUUAUGGGGAUCAAUACAGAGCAACUGAUUUCAUUGUUCCCGGACCUGGAAAAGUAGAGAUAACCUACACGCCAAGUGAUGGAACGCAAAAGGUUACAUACGUGGUACAUAACUUUGAAGAGGGUGGUGGCGUCGCCAUGGGGAUGUACAAUCAAGAUAAGUCCAUCAAAGAUUUUGCACACAGCUCCUUCAAAAUGGCUCUUUCUAAGGGUUGGCCUUUGUAUCUGAGCACCAAAAACACUAUUCUGAAGAAAUAUGAUGGACGUUUUAAAGACAUCUUUCAGGAGAUCUAUGACAAGCAGUACAAAUCCCAGUUUGAAGCCCAGAAGAUCUGGUAUGAGCAUAGGCUCAUCGAUGACAUGGUGGCCCAAGCUAUGAAAUCGGAGGGAGGCUUCAUCUGGGCCUGUAAAAACUAUGAUGGCGACGUGCAGUCAGACUCAGUGGCCCAAGGCUACGGCUCUCUUGGCAUGAUGACCAGCGUGCUGGUGUGUCCAGAUGGCAGGACAGUAGAAGCAGAGGCUGCCCACGGGACUGUAACCCGUCACUACCGCAUGUACCAGAAAGGACAGGAGACGUCCACCAACCCCAUUGCUUCUAUUUUUGCUUGGACCAGAGGGUUAGCACACAGAGCAAAGCUUGAUAACAAUAAAGAGCUUGGCUUCUUUGCAAAGGCUUUGGAAGAAGUCUGUAUUGAGACAAUUGAGGCUGGCUUUAUGACCAAGGACUUGGCUGCUUGCAUUAAAGGUUUACCCAACGUGCAACGUUCUGACUACUUGAAUACAUUCGAGUUCAUGGACAAACUUGGAGAAAACUUGAAGAUAAAACUAGGUCAGGCCAAACUUUAACGUCCUAACUGGGCUUGGGAGGAUAAGUGUCCUUUGGUAACUAGGCCCACAGGUUUACAUUUUUCUCUAUGACACUCAAGGGUAAAGGCAAAAUCAAUUUUAUAAUUUGUUUUUAAUUCAGAGUUUAUCUUUUCUAUAAGUUUCAGUCUCUUUCUUAUACAUACUGUUACUGCCUCCUUCAUGAAUGUGGCAGGGGACUUUAUUAAAAUUUUAUUUUAUGUUCAAAUAGCAGCCUAGGAAUUUGUUUAGUACUCACUUGUAUUCACUGUCACUUUUUCUCACGUUCUGAUACAAAUGACCAAAAUCAAGCGUGCUCAAAAGGGUAAAUGAUAGCCACUGAAUUGUUCCCUAAAAUAUUUAUAAAGUAGAAAUUCACUCCCUUCCCUUCUGGCCCAUUACCUUGGACACUGGGAGGUUUUGGUGUUAUGGACGUCCCUUACGUGGAGUAGAGCUGUAUGUCGAACUUGCAUGUGAUUAGAACAAAGGCUGAGUGCAACUAAAGUGUGUUGAAGACACUGCUGUCGUUUUGUAAAAAGCUUGUUGAAUGUUUCCAAUACACUAAAUAUUUUGGAGGCCAUUGGAGAUUUCAGAAUCCAGAAUUAAUACUCCCUAGAGGUGUGUCCUCUGUUUGUCUCUUCCUUCUCCUGGCCUAUGUAUUAUGCUACCCUAAAUAGCAUAUUUCAUCCAAGUGCAAUAGUGUAAACUGUGUCUUUUUUGGACUUCUGCUGGCCUGUUUCAUUUCUUUUGUAUAAAUGUGAUUUCUCAGAAGUUGAUUUUAAACACUAUUCUAGUCCUAUUCUUCUUCCAAACUGUUAACUUCAAUUAAAAGUAAAUGUUAAUGACUAUU